AUGAAGGUGGACAAAGUCGUCUCAGUUUCUGACACCACCAACUUCAGCUUGAGCACUGCCACCACUAUCCCGUGCCCGGUUAACUGGAUUUUCACCCAUCGCUUCCUGCCAGCUGUAUACCUCAUCGUGUCCCUGCUUGGGCUGCUGGGGAAUGGGCUGGGCCUGUGGAAUCUCUGUGCUGGGUCCCGGAGGAACAGCUGGAACACCCUCAGCGUGCUGAUGUGCAACCUAGGGGUGGCAGACUUACUCUAUGUUAUCACGUUGCCUUUCCUGGUGACCUACUAUCUCCAGAGGGGCGUGUGGCUCUUUGGGAAAGGCUGGUGCAGGCUGAUGUGGGCCCUCUUCUACCUCAACCUCUAUGCCAGCAUUGGCUUCCUGACCUGCAUCAGCAUCCACCGCUACCUGGGCAUUGUGUACCCACUGAAGAUGCUGGGUAGGUGCCAGACUCUGGGCCCCCCCUUCUUCAUCAGUGCCAUGGUCUGGGCAUGGGUCAUCAUCCAGGUGUCUCCUGAUUUUGGCUUCAGCAAAACAGAUAGCACUAGUACACAGUGUCAUGAUAUGACAGGACAUGAGAACCUGCGCACCUAUCGGCCCUACAUCCUGGCUGCAACUAUGACUGGCUUUGUCAUCCCCUUCCUCAUAAUCAUUGGCUGCUACUGCCAUGUGGUGGUGGUCCUAUGGAGGAAUGAAAACGUGGACCCAAACCUCAAGAGAAGUAGUAUCAAACUGGUAGUGUUAGUGAUGGUCCUGUUUGUCUGCUUCCUCCCAUAUCACAUCUUCCGGAACCUUAGCUUGCUGUCCCGAAGCUGGCAACUCCAAAGGUCCUGCACCCAGACUUCAAAAAACAUCUAUGUCUCCUAUCAGGUGACCCGGGGCCUGGCCAGCUUCAACAGUGCCCUGAACCCUCUGCUGUACCUAAUGACCAGUGAGGAGUGUGUGUCAUGUAUGAGGACCAUCAGUCAAAGGGCUGGCCAGUCUCUUGGGUCUCUCUGGGACAGGAGAACCCAGUGGCAAUCAGAUCAGAAGAAAACGAGCAUCAUUCUCUGUGAAGAAUUUGAAGAGGCAUGUGAUGAACCCUGA
This is a messenger RNA of Gopherus evgoodei (Goodes thornscrub tortoise), 1080 nucleotides long. RefSeq names its product P2Y purinoceptor 1-like. Gene Ontology annotation, cellular component: membrane. The record is from RefSeq and is a predicted model, not a curated record. Gene Ontology annotation, biological process: G protein-coupled receptor signaling pathway. Gene Ontology annotation, molecular function: neuropeptide receptor activity. Lineage: Eukaryota; Metazoa; Chordata; Testudines; Testudinidae.